Molecule: messenger RNA, 6141 nt
Organism: Lampris incognitus (smalleye Pacific opah)
Lineage: Eukaryota; Metazoa; Chordata; Actinopteri; Lampriformes; Lampridae
Gene: map1b
Product: microtubule-associated protein 1B
Exons: 7
Coding region: 1-6141 (2046 amino acids)
Biological process (GO): axonogenesis; microtubule cytoskeleton organization; dendrite development
Cellular component (GO): microtubule associated complex; synapse; microtubule
Molecular function (GO): microtubule binding; actin binding
Source: RefSeq, a predicted model, not a curated record
AUGGCGACCCUUGUAGAUCCCGGUGAUUUGGAGACUUUGGACAGCGCGAGUAACGUCAUGGCGUCCCCGUCGUCCGCAAGUCUUCCGCAGCACUUCGUCGACAGCAAAUUUUACCUGCUGGUUGUCAUCGGGGAAAUCGUGGCGGAGGAUAACUUAAAGUGUGCCAUUGCGGAUAUCGAGAAAGGAAUACGUUCCUGGGACACCAACCUUGUUGACUGUAACCUGGAUCAAGAACUAAAGCUUUUUGUCUCCAGACAUUCAGCUCGUUUCUCUGCAGACGUGAGAGGGCAGAGGAUUCUUCACCACAAAAGCAAUGUCUUGGAGACGGUGGUGCUUAUCAACCCCUCAGAUGAAGCAGUCAGCACUGAGGUCCGUUUGAUGAUCUCAGACACUGCCAGACACAAGCUUAUAGUACUCUCAGGACAAUGCAUUGAAAACACUGGCGAGCUUAUUCUUCAGUCUGGAUCUUUCUCCUUCUUCAAUUUCAUCGACAUAUUUACUGACCAAGAGAUUGGUGAAUUGCUCAGCACCAUUCAUCCUGAAAACAAAGCCAACCUUACCCUCUCCUGCCCUGAACAAGGUGACUGGAAAAACUCUAACCUGGACAAACACAACCUACAAGAUUUCAUCAACAUGAAACUGAAUUCUGCUCUUAUACUUCCUGAAAUGGAGGGCCUCUCAGAGUUCACAGAAUACCUUUCUGAGUCAGUUGAGAUCCCAACUCCAUUUGACAUGUUAGAGCCACCCACAUCAGGGGGUUUUUUGAAACUCUCCAAGCCAUGCUGUUACAUCUUCCCUGGUGGUCGUGGUGACUCUGCUCUCUUUGCUGUCAAUGGGUUCAACAUGCUCAUUAAUGGUGGCUCUGACAGGAAGUCGUGCUUCUGGAAGCUGGUGAGACACCUGGACAGGGUGGACUCAAUCCUCCUGACUCACAUUGGUGAUGACAACAUGCCAGGCAUCAACAGCAUGCUGCAGAGGAAGAUCGCAGAGCUGGAAGAGGAGCAGUCACAAGGUUCCACAUCUAACAGCGACUGGGUGAAAAACAUGAUAUCACCAGACAUUGGUGUCGUGUUCAUGAACCUUCCUGAAAACCUGGGGAACCCUGAACCUAAUUACAGAGUGCGAAGGAACCUUGAGGAGGCAAUAUUAACUCAGCAAUUCCUUACCAAACUGAAUUUGAAAAUAGAGUCUUUACACCGGCCUGUUGGAAACACGAUAGAGCCAAUCAUACUUUUUCAGAAAAUGGGUGUGGGUAAGCUUGAGAUGUAUGUGCUUAACCCAUCCCAAAACAGCAAGGAGCUGCAGCACUUUAUAAAGCAGUGGACAGGUAGUGAGAAAGACAAAGCCUCUAUUCUGUUGCCAAAUGGUGACGAAUCAGAAUUCCCUAUUUCCUACUUAACUUCCAUCUCUGCACUGAUUGUGUGGCAUCCUGCAAACCCCUCAGAAAAAAUAAUACGUGUUCUCUUUACCGGCAAUGCCACUCAGCAUCACAUCCUUGAAGGUUUAGAAAAACUGAAGAACUUGGACUUCUUAAAGCAGCCAAUAGUCACGCAGAAAGAAAUGUCUCCUAAUGUGGCACCAGUGCUAAAGCAGGCUAAGAUGAAACACCGAACAGACAGCAAGGAGAGCCUCAGAUCUACCCCCAAGCCAUCACCAAGUAAGACUGUCAGAAAGGAAUCAAAGGAGGAAGCCCCUGAAAAGGCAAAGAAAGAUGCAGAAUCAAAUAAAGAAAAAAUGCAAAAGGUAGAAAAAAAAGAAAAGGCCCCUGUGAAAAAAGAAAAGAUCAAGGCACCUGUCAACAUUAAAGUGGAUCAUACAUCCCAAAAUGAAACUCCAGAAAAAAAGAAGACUGAAAUGAAACCUAAGGUGCAAAAGGAAAAGAUUAAGAGAGAACCCAAAAGUCCUCUGGAAAAGAAAAUCGAUGAAAAAGAGGCAAAAAAAGAUGUAGUGAAGAGAGAUGAGAAGCCUACACUUAAAAGGGAAAGCAAAAGGGAAGAGAAAGUCAAGAAGGAGGAAAUAAAGAAAGAUGUAAAAAUGGAUUUCAGGAGGGACUCCCCCAUGAAGGAGAAGAAGGAAGAGAAGAAAAAGCAAAAGAAAGAGGAAUCCAAGAAAGAUUUAAAAAGACCUUCUAAAGACAUAGAAAAGGUAACGGCUGCAGGAGAGGAAAAGAAGGCAGCACCAAAACUAAAGCCCUUAAAAAAACUUGCUGCCUCAAAAAAAGAUGCUGGAAGCCCCUCCAGCAUAAAAGAGAAGGGGAAACCAAAGGUACCAAAGAAGGAGACAAAGGUGGAUGAUGCCAAAAAUAUAACCCAAAAAGUGAUUGGUGUUGUAGAGGCUCCAGAGUCAGAGAUAUUCUCUGAACCUGAGAUAUUGAUGGUCACACCAGAAAACCUCAGCAAGGAUCUUGAGGAGAUGAAAUCUGAUGGGUCAAGGGAGGAUGCUGAAACUGUACAGCAAACCAGAGAGGAAGAGUCUAGGAAGAUCCAAUCUGAAGAAAUAAUGCUGCCCGAAGAGGAGACAGCAGAGUAUGUGGAUGAGGGUAUAACAACCACAGAAGCCGAGGGAGACAAUGAGGAUACUCCAGAUGAAACAGAUCUUAAGGGAAAACUGAAUGGUAGUGGAAGUGAGAAGUUUGAAGAUAAGGGCAUUGGAUUGGAGGAGGCAUCUGAGGGAGGGGAUUAUGAAGAGAAAGGAGAGACAGAGGAGGAUCAUGAGCCACAGAAAAUGGAAUCAAUUCAAUAUAAACCUACUUACAGUCAGGAUGAGGAAGAACAACACAGUCGUCAUGAGGUCAAGCCUGAGCAUAAGGCUGAGGAAGAAGUUGAGGAUAUUGAUGUUGAGCCGAAUAAACCUGCACAGGGUCUGUAUGUAAAUGAAAGAGAGAUGGAGAAAAAGUGUCUUUCUGUAUCAGCCUCACCCAAGGUGUCCUCACCUGUUUCUCCACCUGCAUCUAUUCAUGAUGAAAUGUUGCCAGUUUGCUUUGAAAGUGAAACUACCUCAGAUGAUGAGAACAGAGAUGAGCCCCCUGAGGAGUACACUGUUACCUCUGGCCACACUCAGUCUACACUAGAGAUCUCCAGUGUGCCAACCCCAAUGGAUGAGAUGAUGACACCUAGAGACAUUACAAGUGAUGAAACUACCAAUGAUGAGACUGACUCUCCUUCUCAGGACUUUGGUAGAUUUGGAACAUCCACAUCUAGGGAGUUUGAUAGGAAGAAGCUUUCUCCACUUCAUGAUGGCCCAGAAUCACACAGCUCAAAGAGUAAUGCCACAGAGGGCAGGGACUACCAUCCCUCUGCUUCCACAAUAUCUCCCCCCUCAUCAAUGGAGGAGGAUAAAUUCUGUCGGGAAUUGACUGAGGAGAGUGUGGAAGGUUUUGCUUCAGCUCAGGAGACAUGUAAGAAGUAUGACCUUGACUCAACUGGCCUCAGCUCUACUUCCACAACAUUACCUAUUGUACGUUCUCCCUCAGUGGACCACAAGGAGGAUUUUCAAUCUCCAUCACUUUUUACUGCACCAAUAGAACUGUGUACAACACUGACAGGGUCACCUAGGGGUGCACUUGAAUCCUUCAACAGUCCAGAAGACAAAACACUAGAGGGGACCACUUCACCUCAUUCCUCUGGUCACACACCUUACUAUCAGUCUCCAGUGGAUGACAAAUCUGGAGCUAUGCCAUCUGCGUCAGAAGAAAAAGCCCAGGGUCCCAUAAUUGUUGAGGUCAUUAGUGAUAAAGAGGACUCUUCCAACAGGGUCAGCCCAGAACCUGAAGAUGACCACUCCUUCCCUGUAGAGAAAAUGUCUCCUCUCAAAAGUCCAACUCCAGUUGAAGCUGAUUCCCCAACAAAGAGGGAGAAAUCACCAUUUGAUGUGGAUAAUAAGAAAAAUGGAGAAAAUAACCAUGCUGUCUUACCUUCAGCAUCAUUACCAAAGCAUGAAUCAGACACAAAUCUUUUUACUGCUUUCAAAGAAGAGAGUAAAAUGUCAAUAUCAGAAGGCACCACAUCAGAUAAAUCUGGCACACCACUGGAGGAAGUUGUGGCAGAGGACACAUUUUCUCAUUUAGCUUCAGUAUCCACUGCCUCCCUGGCAACUAGCUCCUUCCCAGAGCCUACUACUGACUCCCCUUCACUUCAUGCCGAGGUCGGUUCUCCCCACUCAACAGAGGUGGAUGACUCCCUGUCAGUCUCUGUGGUGCAGACUCCAACUACUUUCCAAGAAGUGGAGGGUUCCCCAUCUAAGGAGGACAGUCCCAGACCCAUGUCAAUUUCCCCAGACAUCUCACCAAAGGCCAAAACCAGGACUCAGACACAAGACGCAAAAUCCCCAGGGCAGUCUACAAUGUCAGUAGAGUUUGACCAAGAGUCCCCUGACCACUCUUUAGCUCUCGACUUUAGUAAGCAAUCUCCAGAGCAUCCAUUUGUAGGAGGCAGCCUACGUGCCACAGAGAAUGGCCCAACUGAGGUGGAUUACAGCCCCACAGAUGGAACUGAUGUAAGACCAACUGGCCAACAUAGUUCUACAAUAGAGAAACCUAUGUUUUUCAAAGAGAUCGAUGCAGUUUGUGCCACCUCUGCUUCCCCAUCAGAUGCAUCUCAGUCCACUCCCUCGGUUACCACACCCUGCCAAAUGACAGAGAUCUCACCAGGUAUGACCCAACAAACAGAUAAAUCUCCAGUCACCCCAAAGUCAGUAUCUCUCACCCACUCUCCUCUUUCCAACGAUUUAUCACCUGUGUUAGGAGGUCCCCAUGCUAAAGAUGACUCCAGCUCAAUCUUACCAUCUGUGGAAGGGAUUUUAAAUAAAUCUGACAUGCAGAAGAAAUAUGACAAGUCACCCUCACCUCCCAAAAGUACCUCCCCAUCACCUCCUUUUUCCCCUUCAAACAUAGAGGGACAUUCCCCAGCAAGGGAGACUAAUCCAUUCAAAUGUGAGGAUUCUACAUUUCAGUCCAAAUCCUUCGUCAGCCCCAAGGUCCCUUCUCCAUCCUAUCUGCCUUUCACUUCCAAUAUGUCUAAUGACAAGUUUACUGCUGGCGUUCUGGACCCAGACUCCACAAAGAAGAGCCCCUCUUCUCAGUCAAAGACAGAUGUGGACCUCUGUCUAGUCAACUCAUGUGAGUUCCGUCAUCCUAAAACAGAACUAUCCCCAUCUUUCAUUAACCCCAGCCCUCUAGAGUACUUCAUGAAUGUGGAAGACCCCAUAGAUGAAGAAAAACCUCUGACCAAGUCAGGAGGAGGACCCCCACCCCCAGGAGGUAAGCUUCACACCAAGCAGUGUGAGGAGACCCCGCCCACCUCCAUCAGUGAGUCUGCCCCCUCCCAGACUGACUCUGAUGUUCCUCCAGGUACCGAGGAGUGCCCCUCCAUCACAGCAGAUGCUAACAUUGACUCUGAAGAUGACUCUGAGACUCUGCCUACUGACAGAACCCUGACCUACAGGCAUGCAGAUCCUCCUCCAAUGGCACUGAGGGACUCUGCUCCAUCUUCAGCCCACCCUGAUGUCUGUAUGGUGGACCCAGAGGUUUUCAAGGCUGAGAAAAACAACCAAGAUGUUAAAAAAGAUGGAGGAGAAAAACAAAAGAAGAAACUGACCAAAAAGUCCUCCUCGCCAGCCAAAAAGAGUGCGCUAUCAAAAGUUGGGGAUUCAAACACUGCGUCUCCAAAGAAGAGUGUGGGAGAAGGAAAAGAUGUCAAAAAUGCAACCAAUACCUCUGCAUCCAGAGGUGUGAAAAGUGCCACAUCAGGCCCAGGCAGUGGCAAGACAUCAGGUGGGGUGCCAGUACCCAGUUGUCCUCCCAUGUACAUGGACAUGGUUUACAUCCCCAAUCACUGCAGUGCCAAGAACGUGGAUGCCGAAUUCUUCAAGCGGGUGCGGUCUUCCUACUAUGUGGUCAGUGGCAAUGAUCAGACAAUUCAGGAGCCAAGCAAGACGGUCUUAGAUGGUCUUUUGGAAGGAAAGGCCCAGUGGGGAAACAAUAUGCAGGUUACGCUGAUUCCAACCCAUGAUUCUGACGUGAUGAGAGAGUGGUAUCAGGAGACCCUCGACAAGCAACAAGAGCUUAACAUCAUGGUCCUGGCCAGCAGCAGCACCAUCGUCAUGCAGGACGAGUCCUUCCCAGCUUGUAAGAUAGAACUGUAG